AUGCUCCGCUUGAGCACCUUCCGUCCUGCAGCCGUUGUCCGACCACCCAUCCGAGUCCCUGUGCAGCGCGCUGCUUUCUCUGUUUCUGCCGCACGCCUAUCCGGCAAGAAACGCGACGAGAAGAUCAAUUACAACCGUGUCUCAUUCUCAGAGAGCCCGAAAGCCGAAUAUGCCAACUUCCGACGCGUCACAGCGAACGACCUGGAGAAGCUCACGUCACCUCCAACAGAGGUGAAGAUGCUCGUGCGAGAGUUCAUCGAAGACUCUCUCUAUAACCCAAACUAUGGAUAUUUUCCUCGCCAGGCGACAAUUUUUACCGCCACGGACCCCAUCAACUUCAAUGCCAUGCGCAACGCGGCCCAGUUCCAGGAGGAGGUCGCUAAGCGGUAUCAAACAUUUGAGGUGGACGAGGAGGGGCCAGGCAGGCAGAUCUGGCAUACACCGACGGAAUUGUUCAAGCCAUGGUACGGCCAGGCGAUUGCACAGUGCCUCGUUGCGGAGUAUCUGCUCAAAUACUUCCCGUAUGAAGACCUUGUUAUUUACGAGAUUGGUGCUGGUAACGGUACCCUUGCGCGGGACAUACUGGACUAUCUCCGGGACGUUCAUCCCGAAGUAUACGACCGGACACGCUACAAUAUCGUUGAGAUUAGCGGAAACCUGGCGAACCUGCAGCGGAAAUUGUUGUGCGAGGAGCACCCGUGCGUGAAGGUCAAUCAUAGAAGUAUAUUCAAGUGGGAUACACCAGAGCCCUCGCCAUGUUUCUUCCUUGCGAUGGAAGUCAUCGACAACUUCGCCCACGACAUUAUACGUUAUGAUAUCAAAACUCUAGAGCCGUAUCAAGGCUGGGUGACCAUCGACAAGCAUGGAGACUUCGACAUGUACUUUUCACGGGUCACAGACCCUCUGAUCUCGUCUUUCCUUGCGCUCCGACGGCGCUUGGCUCACCCUCCACCGCUAUCACGACUGUUGAAGAUGGACAGGCUUCGAUCCGUGUACGCAAAACUGCCAUUUGCCCCCAAUCUCACAGCACCGGAAUAUAUCCCAACUCGCUCUCUGACGCUCCUCCGUACCCUUCGCCAGCACUUCCCACGGCAUCGGCUACUCCUUUCGGACUUCUCAUCGCUGCCAGACACAGUUCCCGGUGUGUGCGGCCCGGUAGUGCAGACGCGCGUGAAGAGCACGUCAGUCCCGUGUGAGACGAUACUCGUCAAGCAGGGCUACUUCGACAUCUUUUUUCCGACGGACUUCGGCAGGCUGUGCGACAUGUACGAGCACGUGCUCACGGAGCCGAAUCCGUCCGGCGUGCCCUACGACCCGCGCAUCUCGCCGCUGACGACGAGUGUGUCCCCGCUCGCGGCCGGUGCGAACUUCUUCUCAUCGUACCACCCCAAGAGCCGCCGCCCGCCAAUUGACGGCGUCGCGUCCUCGAGCGGGCUGCCUGUCGGGGAGCGCAAGUCGCAGGUGUACACCCACGCGGAGUUUCUGGAGACGUACGCGGACUUGGAACGGACAAAGCUGAAGAGCGGAGAGAACCCGAUGCUGGAUUACUACCAGAAUGUUAAGUUCUUAUUUUAG
Messenger RNA from Phanerochaete carnosa HHB-10118-sp, 1575 nucleotides. RefSeq lists its product as uncharacterized. Gene Ontology annotation, cellular component: mitochondrion. The record is from RefSeq and is a predicted model, not a curated record. Gene Ontology annotation, molecular function: protein-arginine omega-N symmetric methyltransferase activity. Lineage: Eukaryota; Fungi; Basidiomycota; Agaricomycetes; Polyporales; Phanerochaetaceae. The transcript is spliced from 3 exons. Bases 1 to 1575 code for a protein of 524 amino acids.